ACCCCUACUUCCGGCACCUACCUCCGGCCUGGCGCCGUGUGCGCGCCGCACGCAGUGCGGUUCGCUAUCUUUAUGUAGUGCGAUUGGCUGUCCCGUCCCACCGGGCGUCGAUCCCCUCCGCCUUACGUGCACGGUACGCAGAGUCAGCAGCUACAAGGAUGUGCGAGGCAGAACACUGCUGCAGCCGUCAGUGCGCUGCUGGGAACGUGGCGGUUAGCAUAUAGCGACCAUGUGGCUGCUGCAGGGUCUGGGCUUAGUGGUGCAUCGGUGCAUCCAUCACUGCGCAAAUCCCGCAUUCCCCAACUGGUUACUCAGUCACGUCCGUGCUUUCGGACAGGAGUUGUCCAUCCUCAGUGCACUGUACCUGGGCUUCUGCAUACUGCUGACAGCUGGGGAACACUGUUUUGCCGUCUCUCGCCUGUCCGCGUGCUACAUGAUUCAGACCACGAGGGCAAACCACCACCUCCCCUGAGUCACCGUUCCUCCCCGAUCCCUUCCUGAGGAGGGGCACUGCAGGAAGUGUGCUGCGGGGCGGUCACUGCAUGCUGUGAUGUGGCUUUGUCAAACCGCUGAGGGGACUGGCCGGCAGAAAGUGCUGUCAUCCCACUCCUUCCUGCUCCUGCCCCACCCACGCACUGGUCCUGGCAGAGCUGUGUGCGCUGCGUGCCGAGAUCCAGGUGAGAAAAAGCCCACGUGUUAGCAACACAUAAUUGGGCAUCUCUGGUCUGAGUGGCACCAUGGGGAACCAAACCAUAAUGAUCCAUAACAAAGUUAAAGAACAUUUCACUUUACCACAAUUUGCAGGAAGGAGAAGAUGGUUUCUGCUUGGUUCUUUGUCCACACCUGGGGCUCCCAGCACAGGAGGAAUGCAGAAAUGUUGGAGCAGGUCCAGAAGAGGGCUGUGAUGAAGAUAUGAGGGCAGGAGCACCUCUCCUAUGAAGAAAGGCUGAGGGAGAUGGGCCUGUUCAGCUUGGAGAAGAGAAGGCUGCAGGGAGACCUCACUGUGGCUUUCCAGUGUCAGCAGGGAGACUAUAAUGGGGGACCAACUUCUUACACAGUCUGAUAGUGACAGGACAAGUGGGAAUGGCUUUAAACUAAAAGAGGGGAGAUUUCAGUCAGAUGUUAGGAAGAAAUUAUUUACUCAGAGAGCGAUGAGGUGCUGGCACUGCUGCCAAGAGAGGAUGUGGAUGUCCCAUCCCUUGAGGCAUUCAGGGCCAAGUUGGAUGGGGCCCUGAGCAGCCUGAGCUGGUGGGGAAAAUAUUUUCCUCUUUGUGCUGAAAAAGAACAAAUUGCUAUUGUUAAUGAGAAGAUUAAAAGCAGAGCUUAGUGAUGCCAAGUAAAAUACAGCAGUGUCCCCUUGACCCGGACAGGCAUCUCAGCCACCUGUCACCAAGAGAAAAAGAAGAGAACAGACUUGGUUUGGUAUUUAAACCAAGCCUGGAAAUAUUUAAAAUGAAAAACAAAAGGAAACGACCUAUUUCCCAUACAAAUGCUAUGAAUCAUUUCACAUUCUAUAUUUUUAUUUCUGGCUUGGGAUUUUUCAAGGAACUCAGGGUCUCCAAAGCACACACAGCAGCUAUAGCUGAUGCAGUUCCAGGUAUAAGGCUCGCAAUUAAAGAACGUAUGCACCUCAAAGUCUGCUUCUGCAUGGUAAGGAGAGUACAGUAAUCCCAUAAAGACACCUGGACCCUGUUAGUCCCAACAGAGUGUUAAAUACUGGAUUUGUGUCACAGGUUCAUUAGGCCACUGUGCUUUGAUAGGUAAUAAGGGUGCUUGGGUAAAGCCUCAGGAGCUUCCCAAGAGAGUGCAGCAUUUCACAGCUGUUUCAUACCUGCACAAGCAGUGUUACCAGUCAGCAGACCCUCCUCCCUUGCUGACCUCAUUACCACUAAGGCUGCAGUCAGGUGGAAUGGGUGCUGCUGUGUGCGGGUAGAGAGCUGCCCUGACCAGAGCUCAGAGGGAUGUGCAGUGCUGAUGUGGGAGCAGGGGGCUUUACAGGCAUCCCUGUCACUUCCAGGUUCAGGUCUUCCUCUCUUUUCAGGAGGGCAGGUAUGAUGCAUGUCUGUACCAAAGGGAAAGACCUUCCCUUCAUCUCUUGCCCCUUGGCAGUGGUGUGGACCAUCCUACCUGCCCUGUCCCUGGCUGCUUCAUCAUGUAACAGGUGCAAAUCUGCAGAGAUUUUUUUUCUCAGUAGAAGCUGCUGCUGAGUAAGGCAAAAACCUUGCUCUCAUGGGAUGAGCUCAUUCCCUCCAGAGGGUUUGUUUAUUUGUUCACAGCAAACAAAUAACAAAAAGAGUCUCCUGUGUGCAUGUCUAAAGGAUGUUGGGAGGGCCUUGCCCCCAUUGCAGGAAUGGUUGCUCACGCUGUGGCUCCGAACUGACUUCAUUUUCACCCUCCCUGUGACCUGCUUUCUGCAUGCAGCCUUGGGGAUGUGCAAACGCACCGCUGCCUUGCUGAAGUUCGCAUCGCUACACUUCCCAGGCAGCUGGCUGCAUCACUGGAAAGGCAACCACUUGCUUCACAAGCAAAGGCCUCAGACCUGCCAGCUGGUUUUCUACCACAAGUGAAUUAAAUGCUUUAGUUAUAUGGAUCUCAGGUAAAGUCUGAACUGCAACAGAGCAUACUUAUUUUGGGUACCAGCCUGAAAUCAUGGACCUGUCCUGUCUUUGUGGGCCUCCACCCCCCCAAGCAGCAGGGCAGCAGUGUGGGAUGGCACUGCUCAGGCAGUGGACUCAAGUCACUGUAGGGUUUUAUGCUGCUUUUCUCAUGUUUCUUGAAAUCUGUCCCCUCCCCUUUACAGCACCUUUUUAUUCACACUGAAAGCAGUCAGGGCGCUUGCCUGGACUUGCAGUAAUGGCGAAACUCCAAUGCACACAGAGUCAAACGUUUGCUAGCCCGCAGUGCAGAUACAACAACACGGGAACCUCCUGGGGGCACCGUGCCUCCCGAAACCCCCACCUCUCACCGAUCAGCGUGGGAAAAGUGGGGACCCUGCAUGUUCCAACAGAGAGAGAGACUUAUUUCUAGCAAUGUCUGUCUGCUGUACUCUCUGAACCAAACUGUGCUCUCAGGGGUCAUUCCACAGGCUUCAGAGCUUGUCCCUUGAGAGCAUCUCUGUACUGUGUGCCAUGCCACCCUGCCUGAUUUGGGGGUUUCUCUGUGGGCCCAGGACUGCAGGAUGCAGUGCAUUGGCCCUUGUUAUGAGGCUCUUCUUCCCCUUUCAGGACAGGGGAUGCAGGGAUCUCUACAAUCCCCUUUGAAGCAGGAAACACAUUUUGUCUUCGGUGGAUUUCACUCAAUGGUGAAAUGAAUGCACGUGCUGGGAAGGGAGCACGUGACAUUGGGAAGCUGUGUAUGUACGGUGUCUUUAAUGUGGACAUCAUCAUUAGGUGAGUUAGCUGCAGAAGGGGGUGUGUAGGGUGCCCAGAGGUGGAUUUCCAUGCUCUCUGGCUGAGGCAGCGAGAUGCUGUUCUCCUGCAGCCACUCGUGGCGGCAGCUGCACUUCCUGGCAGGGAGGGCAGCAUUUGUUUGAAUGCUUGCAGUGUUUUGCAUUGUAGUAUUUGGAUGCCAAAGCGAUAUGCUGCUGUAAAAGUUAAUUAGCCAGAUAACUAAUUAAAGACUUCUCCUUUUUAUUGUUGCCAACUUGCAGUUUAGAAAAGGGCUUGUGUCAAAGUAGAUGCAACCACACAUCCCAGUGAAAGAAGUGAGAAACUAUUCAAGAUCCAAUUAACCAUUCAGGGGAUGGAUGCGAGAAAAUCCCAUCAUGGUCUGGGGGAAGAAACGUCCCAGUCCCAUGCAGGAGCAGCACAACUGAGUGGGCUCUGUAUGGCUCUCCAGAGGGGUUCUUACUGUGAAGGGGAGGAUAGCAGUCUGGAACUGAAUGUGAUGGACAGGAUUUGGAGGUGCCAACAGACAUUGCGGUGUUGGAAGAGUCCCCAGGAGGGUGACAUGUCCUUAGGGACUUUGUUGGAUCCCCCUGUCAGAGAGCUCCAGGCUGGCAGGACUCUGAGCUAAGAGAGGAUGUUUCCUUUUGUAAGGACACAGGCAGGCUCUGCUCAUAACACUUGCUGGUGGAUGGUCCAUGCUCACCGUGCUGCUCUGCUGCCCUUGGGAUGUCCCCAUAUGCUGUGGAUGUCACUGGAGCAAGAGAGGACUGACCAGAUGGAUGCCCUUUAAGACUGUCUCAUUUUCAUGGGUCACUGCAGAGGACAUUAGUAAUAUUUCUUUAAAAAAGCAUCACCAGCAAUGUGGUAUCACUCAAAUUGAGUUCCUUUAUCAGUGGUAUAAGGGAGUGCUUCCAGUUGCUCCAGCGCUGUCUUGACCUGUGGAUUUCUGGGGUCAUUUUGGCCCCAGGGAAUAAACAGUGAGAGAGUAGAGGGUGGAAAAGCCAAGGUGAGGUUUGGGCUUCCUGGCCUGGCCACCAGCCAGGAGACGUGCUGUAACUGCAUGGCACCAGGCCCAGAAUUUCCAAGAGGGCAGAGCUUACUUCUGAGCUUAGGAGAGGGGCCGCGUUUCCACCAGCACUUUGCACGUGCUGGGUGCACCCAGGGCCUGGGCUAUUGUGAAAUCCCAGCCUGGCUGAGGGUGGCUGAGUGUUUGAAAUUCCACCAGGCUGCCCAGCCCUCCCUCCCCAGUGAAAAAAGAUGUGGAAUUGAGCAACUUCAGCAAGUGUUCCUUGGCUGUGGAGCUCACGUACUCUGCAGAGCACAGGGGAUGAUGCUGACUGAUUUCACCCAGCUGCUACAGAGGGGCAGUGUUUUAAGGCUCAUAGUUCAGAUCACAUGACUGCUGAGGUCGGUUCACUGAUACACAUUUACACCAGAUGAGGAUCUGGCCAGAGUCUCGAUACUGGGAGAAAAUGCUUCCCACCCCCGCUGCUAUCAGGCCCAGCCCUCAGAUGACAAGAAUUUAAUUUAAAGGCUCAAUCUCUUGUCUGAACAGCUCCCUCCCUCCCCCACUCUGAUGGGAGGAAAAGCUUCAGAGAGGCAUCAGGCAAGUGGGAAAGCUUUGGAGAGAGCUGUCUCUUGCCCUUUAGCCAUCCAGAGAGAAAGAACUCAUCUGAAUGAAAUGAGGAUCAAUCAGAGACAGGCAUGGGAAAAGCUGGGAAAAUGAGCCUCCAGUGAUGUAUAUUCAUGGGGGGGAAAACCUCCCCCAGACAUGCAGAAGCUUUGAUGAAAACCCUCCCAGCUGUGCUGAGCCUUUGAAGUGACACAGCAGAAGUGCCUUCACGAUUAGCCAAGAGAUAGAAGCAGAUGAGCUCUCAGUCAGCUGAAUCCUUGUAUUUAGGAUAGACUUUAAUGCUUACUUUUUAUAUCUCCUUCCAAAAUUAAUAAUAAAUUCCAUCAUUCCUUUUCCCCCUUCCUCCUGCACCGCACCCCAGAUAACCUACAAAGCCAGCAGCACAUUCCGGGUGGGCAGGAGAUGAAGCGGCCAUGGUGCUUCAUGCUCCAAACUGGAAAGAGUACUGAAUAAUUAGCAGGAAAUAAAAGGCUAAUGGAAAUGGGGCUUGCUUUUUUUUUUUUUCUUUUUAAACCAUAAAGCAAGUUUCUGGAAUCUCCUCGCAUAGCUUUUGUCAAAAUGCCAUAGCAUUUCAGCAGCAGUGUUUCUCCUUCUCCCAUACUUGUCUCAGUCUCCUCCCCUGAGCAGAAUCUUUGGAAGCCAAGCCUGAAAUCUGUGCUCUGGUCCUUGAGCUGAGCAGUGCUGUAUUCAGGUGGGAACACUUUUGCACACUAGGGGUGGAGAGACAAUUCCCCACCACAGUAGUGCCCAAGAGAGCCAGUAGCACCUGCUCUCCAUGGACCUGAACCUCCUUUGCUGAGUUUGAAUGAGCACCCAAGCCCCAUGGGAGCUGUUGAAGGAUUAAGCUGUUUUAUUGCUGGAAGGUCAGUUCUUGCAGAAGUCUUGCUCAGAAAUGCACUUUCACCCGUCCUUUGCUUACCACAGCUGGAUGGUAUUCUAAACUUGAAGUGCUCUUGAGUUCCCCCUCUGAGAAAACUCAGCGGCUAUCCAGUAACUCCAUUUCUCCCCCAUGCUGCCCUUCCCAGCAGACGGCUCCCUUGCAGGAACACUUGAUGGAAGCAGACAGAUGCAGCCAGCCAAGUCAGUGAUGUACAGCACACUUCAAAGGGCACUGGCUGCUCCAGCUGAUCAAAACCUGUCUUGAGAUGCAGUGUCAUUUGCCAGAGUGUUUUCUUUUAACUAUCAGAUACAUUGAAAGGAAGUCAGUCAGUUGGUUUUUCAGUUUUAAGAAGCCACUUUGGGAAUGGUCAGAGACAAGACAUUGCUCAAGAGCUCAGUUAACUGAGAGACUCCACACCAAGGCUGCGGUAAGACCUCUGUGUGUUUCUGCCCCUCGAGAAGGUCCAAACUCCCAUCCUCUUUCCUGGCUGCCACUGGAUCACCCUGCAUCUGGCUCACCCCAACAAGAGACCCCCCUUCCACACAUGACUCUCCCUCAUCAAGUUCGGUAAAUCAGGAAGAACCAGCUUUUUGCCAUCCCAUUGUGGUCAUUUUGCCCUGAUGCCUGCAAAGCCCUGGCUUUCAUUAGUAAGUGUGCAGCUCCAUUUGUGGCUUUUUUGUCUCUCAGCCCAUUUGCCCAGCUCUGGCCCUGCUUUGAUCUCUGCUGUAGGCAGUGCCUCAUGCCCCGGUUAGCAGGAAGACUGUGAUGAGUCAGGAGGGCAUGUGGAGGGCCCAUAGCUGGGAUCUUUGCUCUGAUGUCUGCGUUGUGCACUCAGCAGUUACAGCUUCUGUAGUGAGCAAGACAUUUCUAGAUGGCAUUUCCUUAGCUUUAUGUAGUAGCUUAGAAAAUCCUGAUGUUUUACAUUCAUAGAAUCAUAGAAUCAUGGAAUCAGUAGGCUUAGAAAAGACCUUUAAGAUCAUCCAGUCCAGCUGUUCACCUAGCACCAAUGCUGCCCACUAAAACUUGUCCCUAAGUACUGCACCCACCCUUUCCUCAAACACCUCCAUAGAUAAACUUACUUUGCAUUAUUCUGGGAGACCCCCUUGUCUGAGAACACUUAGUUAUGUUUGUGUUGUGUUUUCAAGGUUUUUUUAUAGUGUCUUAAAAAUGUGAGUAUGAAGUGAGCUAUUAAGCGCCUUUACACUGAAUUUGAAUCAGAGUGGUCCAUGCAUACUCAAUUAGCAUGAAAAGGGUCUUCACUGGAUUUACUGUAAUUUAAUUCAAAGUGUGUUUUGAUGAACAUGAUCAGUGAAGGUCAUCAGAUUCCAAACUGCAGCAACUACAUGAGAGCUCAGUGCCAUUUUUCUUCCCUGUUCCAUAGUGCAGGGAUCUGCCUGUGUCCCAGAUGAUUCAGGCACUGUAGAAGAGGCCCAGAACACCUGCUCUUCCCAAAAUGAUCGCUCUUCCUUCAUGAUAGACACUUCUCGGGGAGUCUUGUCCCCCCUCACAGUACAUCCCACUUCACAGGGUCUCCUGGGAACGCAGAGGCUUUGUCUGCCCUCGGUUGUGCUCAUGCAUGCAAAGAUCUGUAGUGGGGCAUGAGAUAUCUUCCCCUUCCACGAGCCAACAAAAAUGUCACGUCUUGAGAAAAUGAAAUGAAAUCUCACGCAUCACCUGUCCCACAGGACAGGCAAACACAGUCCUGGAGGGGCUGUUAAAGGGGCACAACUUUGCUGUAGGUGAGUGAAUUCCUAACCUUCCUUGCCAGGAUCUAAGAGGAAAAGUCAGGGCUCAGUUAUUUUUGUACACACAAAGACAGCAUUGGCUCUCUGCCCUGAGCUCUGCGUAGAGCAAAUGCGGAAAUGGGGCAGCUUAAAUCUAAUGCUUGUUCGUUCUCUCUGAACUGGGUUACAUGAAGGAGGGUGCACACUGGCUUCCAACUGGGCUGACCGGGGUGGUGAGAGUUACCCCAACCUCAUGGGUGAAGGAAUAAAGCGAAAACCACUGAAUUGGAUUUUUUGGGGGCCCUCUCUGAGCAGUGUUUCCCCCAGCAGAUGAAAAGUGCAUUUAUAAGCAAAAGUUAAGGGCCUCCUGUGCUACGUUGGGAUCCGUCGUGAACAUGUUCAGGCCCAUCUCUAAGCAACACAGCAGGAAAGAAUAACCAUCAACAUGCAUGUAGCAAUGUCUGAGGCCUUGUGAAAAUGAGAUGCUGUCUGGACAUGAGAAUUCACUUGAAGCAGAAAGGAGAACAGAAGCAGCAGAACUCACCUCAUAGCUUGUUAACGUCAGAUGGAGAGACCUGGAGAAAGUGCCAGAAGAGAAGAGGAGGGACAGUACUUUGGUGCAUUACUUCUCAGCACGCACAGUCCCAUGAGCCUCAGCUCUGACAGUUUUAGAUCUGUGCGUCUGAUGAAGAAUGACACCAUGAACUUCCAGAAGUUCUCCUACACUAAUGAAGAUGAAGCCUGGAAAACCUACCUGGAGAACCCCCUGACUGCAGCAACUAAGGCCAUGAUGAGGGUGAAUGGAGAUGAUGACAGUGUGGCUGCCCUGAGCCUCCUCUAUGACUACUAUAUGGUCCCAAAGGAGAAGAGGAUUCUUCCAUCGGGUAUGAUGGGACGUAAUGAACUAGGAAAGAGGCAGUACCACGGAAUGGAGUAUGACUCGGAUAUCACAUCCUUUGAUGGCUCAGCCCAUCUCAUGAAGCUCUUGUCUGAAAACACUUCCAUGACCCAAGAAUAUUGUGAACCACAGAAGAAGAAUGGCUUAAGUCUUGAAGGCAUCCCUACUCCUCACAAGCCAGCCAUGCUUCCACCAGGAACCAGCAAGCUGGAUGCCACCCCAGACACCUACAUGGUCCCUCCAGGGGACCUGUAUGACAAUAGUGCAUUGAACUCCCUCUUCGAGACCAACCCUGUGGCCACACCGCAGCAGAGGUGGCAGCCAGACAGCACUUUCAAAGAGGAUCCUCAGGAGUCACUACUCUUCAGCGAUAUCCUCAAGCCCCAGCCAGAACCACCCUGCUCCGAGAGUUAUCCUACAGAUGGUGUUAAGAGUGACUUUGAAUACACUCUGGGGUCACCCAAAGCCAUUCACAUAAAAUCUGGGGACUCUCCCAUGGCCUACCUCAACAAAGGACAGUUCUACCCCAUCACGCUGCGGGCAGCUGGAGACAGCAAAUGUUUACACUUGUCUUCAAAUAAAGUGAAGAGUGUUGUGAUGAUUGUUUUUGACAACGAGAAGAUCCCAACAGAGCAGCUCAAGUUCUGGAAGCACUGGCAUUCUCGCCAGCCCACAGCCAAGCAGCGAGUCAUUGACGUCGCUGACUGUAAAGAAAACUUCAACACAGUUCAGAACAUCGAGGAGUUGGCCUACAACGCGCUGUCCUUUGUGUGGAACAUCCAUGAAGAAGCAAAGGUGUUUAUUGGGGUGAAUUGCCUGAGCACCGACUUCUCUUCUCAGAAAGGAGUGAAAGGGGUCCCGCUGAACCUCCAGAUUGACACUUAUGACUAUGGCAAUGGGACCAACCAUCUGGUGCACCGUGCUGUCUGCCAGAUCAAGAUAUUCUGUGAUAAGGGAGCAGAGAGGAAAAUGAGGGAUGAUGAACGGAAACAGUUCAGAAGGAAAGGAAAAUGCCUGGACUCCAAUAAUAAUGGUCUGAAAGGCUGUUUGCUCUCUGGCUUCAGAGGGAAUGAGAUCACGUUCCUGAGGCCAGAGACUGACCUUGAAACCCAGCCAGUCCUGUUCAUCCCCAACCUCCAUUUUUCAAACCAGCAGAGAUGUGGCACGGCUCUUCCUCCUGCUGUUCCCAACUCUGCAAACAGGCUGCCCCUAAAGCGAAGUGGGACCUCAUUCACAGAUGAGUUUGACCCAGUACCUCCGAAGCAAACCAAGGAAGAAGAUCCUCAGAGAGUGCUGUUGUACGUGCGGAGGGAAUCAGAGGAAGUGUUUGAUGCUCUCAUGUUGAAGACACCGGAUCUCCAGGGCCUCAGAAUGGCUAUUUCAGAAAAAUAUGGGCUGCCUGAAGAAAGCAUUUAUAAAGUCUACAAAAAAUGCAAAAGAGGGAUCCUGGUCAACAUGGACAACAACAUCAUCCAGCACUACAGCAACCACAUGGCCUUUCUCCUGGACAUGGUGGAAGCGGAGGACAAGAUCCAGGUCAUCCUCAAGGAGCUAUAAGGAGCUGCAGCCAGCACUUACUGGGACUUCUCUACCAGCCAGCACAUUUGACCCAAGAGAGCUCAGCCCACCAUCCCACCGCAUUGCCUCUACUUGAAAACUGCCAGCAGGGUGGGGCCUCACAGUGCUGGGCCAGAGACAGCCUGGAAGAUCUGUUACCGAAGUGAACACAGAACUUCUCUCUAUUGAGUUUAUUAUUAUUAUUAUAUUUUAUUCUCUUCUGGAGGCAGCCCUGACCUUCUGUUUCCAAGCUGUGAAGGUGCAGCUGCACUAACGUGGCUCCUGGCUCUGGGCAGCAGUGAGGAUGGUCUCAGCUCGCCAUCUGCCUCAGCCCAUGGCCGAUCCAGCUGUGGGCUCUGGCCUUCUCCCAGCCUGUCAGUCCCACAGAAGCCUCCAACCAUUUCCAGUAGAGCUGAGCCUGGCUCUGAGCUUCUCUGUCCGCAGAGACUUUCAUAGAUAUGUUUAAAACUCACUGUUAAACGGACAUUGCCUGCUUCUAUGCCCUCCAUCACCAUCUCUCUGUAAAUACCACCUAGGCCUCCGCAGCCCUCAUUUAUACAUUUCUAAUGUAUCAUUCCUUUUAUAUUUUAUGUGUAUAAAUAUGCAUUGUUUUGUUUUUCACUCAGUACAGUGACACAGAGCAUUUCAAACACAGGCUGCUUCACAUUUCUCUGUGAACUCCUUUUGUAACUGUGUUGUUGGUUUUGUCGUUUUGGAUAUUCCAUAGUAAUAAAGGUUCAGAGAUGGAACACAAA
This is a messenger RNA of Gallus gallus (chicken), 10833 nucleotides long. RefSeq names its product grainyhead like transcription factor 3 (gene GRHL3). Gene Ontology annotation, cellular component: nucleus. Gene Ontology annotation, biological process: regulation of transcription by RNA polymerase II. The transcript has 19 exons. The record is from RefSeq and is a predicted model, not a curated record. Bases 8189 to 10078 code for a protein of 629 amino acids. Gene Ontology annotation, molecular function: RNA polymerase II cis-regulatory region sequence-specific DNA binding; DNA-binding transcription activator activity, RNA polymerase II-specific. NCBI's taxonomy places the organism in Eukaryota, Metazoa, Chordata, Aves, Galliformes, Phasianidae.